GGUGAGUCACAUGUUCCUUGCAGAAAGCAAGAGACGGAAUUAAAAGGAAAGCAAUUUUACGGUCAACCCCAGAACUCUUGGUUUAAAAUCUGAAAAUGACCAAAAACACUAAUAUUCGAAUCAGUCUUCCAGCCGUUUGCGUUGUCUGGCAGAUUGCUAUGAUCAUCUUGUUUGGUGUGUUCAUCCGUUAUGAUGAGGAGUCUGAUGCCCACUGGAUUGAACAUAUGAAAGAGGAAAACAUUUCUAGUCAUAUGGAGAAUGACUUUUACUAUAGAUACCCAAGCUUUCAGGAUGUGCAUGUAAUGAUCUUUGUCGGUUUUGGAUUUCUCAUGACUUUUCUGAAGCGCUAUAGUUUUGGUGCAGUCGGCUUCAACUUCCUCAUUGCGGCCUUCGGGAUUCAGUGGGCUCUGUUGAUGCAGGGCUGGUUUCAUUCUUUUGACAAAGAAGACUGGAAGAUAAAAAUUGGGAUUGAGAACCUCAUCAAUGCAGACUUUUGUGUAGCUGGCUGUCUUAUUGCGUAUGGUGCUUUACUGGGAAAGGUCAGUCCAGUGCAGUUAAUGGUUCUUACACUGUUUGGAGUCACUUUGUUCGCAGUCGAGGAGUAUAUCAUUCUUGAACUCCUACAUGUGAAAGAUGCAGGUGGUUCCAUGGUCAUCCAUACUUUUGGAGCAUAUUAUGGUUUGACCAUAUCUUGGGUUCUCUAUCGACCAAAUCUAUUUCAAAGCAAGCGAUUACAAGGGUCGGUUUACCACUCUGACGUAUUUGCAAUAAUUGGCACCCUCUUCCUUUGGAUGUUUUGGCCCAGUUUUAAUUCCGCCAUUGCAGAUCAUGGAGAUGGUCAACACAGAGCAGCUAUAAACACUUAUCUUGCACUGGCUGCAUCAGUUCUUACUACUUUUGCUAUUUCAAGUUUUUCACAGAAACAUGGAAAACUUGACAUGGUUCAUAUUCAAAAUGCUACCUUGGCUGGUGGUGUUGCAAUGGGGACUGUUUCAGAGUUUAUGAUUACACCAUAUGGUUCCCUAAUAGUGGGAUUCUGUACAGGCAUCAUUUCCACAUUUGGAUACUGGUUUCUGACUCCUUUCAUGGAAAAAACUCUUAAGAUCCAGGACACGUGUGGUAUUCAUAAUCUGCAUGCAAUGCCUGGAGUUUUAGGAGGGAUUGUUGGAGCAAUAACAGCUGCUGCUGCCUCUGAAUCAGUUUAUGGACGUGAGGGGUUGAUUAACACUUUCGAUUUUAAAGAGGCUACUGCUAACAGAACGGUCAAUGUUCAGGGGGGUUACCAGGCCGCUGGUCUUUGUGUAGCAAUAGCUUUUGGACUCAUAGGUGGCGCUUUGGUUGGGGGGAUUCUAAAGCUGCCAAUCUGGGGAGACCCAGCAGAUGCCAACUGCUUUGAGGAUGAGGUUUACUGGGAGCUUCCAGAUGAUGAAGGUGACAACAUCUCUGUCUCCGUACACUCAAACAUAAACCAUGUGAGAAGUAUGCCACCAGAAUUAUAUGAACGAAACAAUCAAUAGAAAAGAGACCUGAACACCAAACAAACAAACUUCAGCUUUGACGAACCAUGAAGGCUCUAACAAGCUGAUUUCAAUGGAAAUUUUCAGUCAUGUGCUGCAGGUUAAGUAAUGUCAUUAUUCAAAACCACCAAUCACACCUGACAAGCCUGUUUAACCAUUGCUUUUUACGAAGACAAAUCCAAGCAGACAUCUUCUUGUUUUUAUUUUCACUUAAAAAUUUUAACAUUCCAAGUUGAUCUGAGAGCUCCUCAAAAUGUGAAGACAUCUAACUUAUCAGUGUUUAAUGUCUGUUAUGUCUUAAAAGUAUAAUUAUCUGAUACCUUUACCUGUCUGACAUUCAAGGGGUGGUGCAACGGUGUGUCAUGCAUUCUGACUUCUUUACAAUGUUAAACGUGCUGUCUUCUCAUGCUUAACAUGUUCAACUUGUCAAAAAAUGAGUUGGGCAUAUUACGUAGUAUUUCUGUCCUCGAUACACUCCCCCAGCGAUCGUACAGGUUUCGAAAAGUUUUUUUCGAACAUAUAAAACUGUUUUGUAACAAAUUUUCUUAGUCAAACUAAAUACUCUUCGAAGAUACGAAGUAUGCAAUACUACUCUAUAGGUACUCAAGAUUAAUAUGAGAUUGGCAGAAACCGCGUGUGUUAGGGCCGUUUUAAUAGAGCUUCUUUUUAUUACUAUAGCUUAGGUUAUUAUUUAUGUUAACAGUUGAUGUCAAUAGUUUUAAAAUUAAAUCAAAGAAUUACUUCUUAGUGAAAUAGACAGACUCAGCCUUAAAAUAGUCCCUCAUGCUACUCAAAGUGCUUUGCUUAAAUAAAUAGUCAUGAAGUCAUUGAUGGCCAGACAUUUAAAUAAAUGUGCUACCAUAUAUUUUUUGCUGCACAUGGACAACCGUUAUUUAGCUCGUCAUUUAACACAUCACUCUGUCAGAAAAGCCUGAUUUAUGAUUUAUUUUUAAUCAAAAAACCUACUAAAUGUAGUCCUAAAUUGUUUUUUGUUUUUGUCCUAGUAUCUGUUUUCAUAAUGUGAAUCAAUGCUUUGUGCAGACAUGUUAAUAAUUGACAUAUUUGCUUCAAUGUUUGCUUACUGGCACCUGAUAUGCCAAGAACAUCUAAAACUCAUUUUGAGUUUAUUAUACAUCCUGUUUAAAUCUCUUUUUUUUCAUCAUUUGCAUUGUAUUUAUUGUAUUUCUUUAGAGGUCUGGGGUUUUUCAUGUCACUACAUGUUUUAACUUUGUUAACAGCUUAAUAAUAAAUAUUAAAGGACAUUUUAUUCUAUGUUAUAUAAAUGCCAAAACAUCAGUUUAAUAUCAGUUAAAUAAAUUACUGGUCACAUACUGUGCAACUGAACAUAUGAUAUUGCAUAUUGCACAUUGCAUUCACUCUUCACAUCAAUUAUUUUACAGUGGAAGAAGCAGUAUGAAAGUGCUUUCCUUGCAUUUGUAUUUUUCCACAUACAGUGAGAACUUAUUCUGUGUGUUUAGUUUUAUGUCCUUUGCAUUGUGGUAACCUAUUAGUGGAGAUGCCAGUGGUUUCAGCCACAGUGGAAAGGUCACAGAAAUAACAGUGUGAUCAUAGCCUCUCCAGCACUGAUGGUCUGUCGUCGGUUCAACGAGUUAAAUAAAAACAUGUAUGUGUAUGUGGAGAGCCAUAUUAAGUGCACCACAGAUGUAUAGAUACGAUAUAAUUUUGCAUUAUACUAAUGUAUUAUGACAUCCGUCCCCAUUAAGAUAAGCAGUCCAUAACUGUUUAGACAUUUUUUGUAAAAUUUUGUAACAUUUUAGUAAAGUGGAAAUAAAUACACAUACAUUUCUGAGAUUAUUUGCUGUACCAGAUUCAACAUGUAAGAAAAUUGCAGAAUCCACUAAGUUGAUAGGAGACUCUAAUUUUUAAGUAAUGAACCAAAGUACUAGCAAUUAAAAGUACACCAUAAAUGUAAUCAACUAAAAUAAAUAAAAAUAAAAAACAGAAAGCCAAACUGAACAGAACAUACUGACUAGAGUUUAAGUAUAACAAUAUCUCUUUGUAAUAGAUGACAUGGUUCUCAUAACCACAUGAUUAAUUAACAUUAAACAGGAUUUCUAAAAAUGAUGUUGACUCGAAUAUAUGCAAUCAAUAUUGGACAAACAGUGAAGUUUUUACACAUUUUCCCUCAAGAAAAGUGUCAGUUUUUACUUAAAUCUAUUUCUGUAUAGCCACAUACUGUACCUUAAUCGGUUGGCAUCAUACUUUUUCCUUAUUAUUGUCAAUCACUAGACAAGCAGGUUUUGUAACUGGACUUUUGCCACAGUAACUUUUAAUAUGAAGAUAUCUUUCCUGAGAUAACCCCCUUACACAGCUGUUCGAUAUUUGUUCCAUGCAAAGCUAUUUAAGGAUGAUCCGUCUUUUGUUCUACCUGCUUAUGCAAGUCACAAUGAGACAUGACUGUGGUCUCUGGUUUUGUAACUGUUGAUAGAAAAGUGGAUUACGUGAACAAAAGUCACUGCGGAUGGUUGAGGAUGCUUUGUUUAUUUUAUUGUACAGGUAUCUGUCAGAACACAAAGUGAAUACCGUGUCACCAAAAUAUGCAAACCCAUCAACCAAAGAGCCACAACAGAGAGCACGGCAGUUAAUGCAUUAGCCACAAGAAAGACAGUAUAUUUUGUACUGUACAUGUGCUAGAAGUGUCAAUAAAAGGAGCUAGUUCAAUAUUGUUAUUCCCAUGCUGGUAAAACAAAAUCCCAUGCACCUGCAUUUCGAAGUUAGCCUUGUAAUGUUUUAGAGGUCUUUCAGUAACUGUGAGUGAAACACUGGUCUCAAAGCAGUGGUCCAGGGGACGACUGCAACCCAGCUGUGUUUAUAAAUGAGGAGCAUCCAUCUGAGCCUCUUUCUUCUGGCAAAGGAGAACAAUGAGCAUGAUAGAGAGAGAGCUCCACGCUGUGGUGAGAAUUCAGCAUGCACUAAAUUACACUCUUCCCCUUAAUGAGGAAAAUGCUUUUUGUAGGAACAUGAUUUAUUUCUGUUAUAUUGCUGAAUCCAAGCAUUGUGUGACGUAAGUUUAGCAUAAAUGUAAACUAUGUGAAUUAUAUAUUGUUUAUUUGUACUUGUUUAUUUUGAAAGAAAGGGUUUGUGUCUGUAUAUGCAUUAAAUUGAUUAGAAAAAGUGUUGCCAUAACUAUAAGGAAUAAUUAACAACGGACUAGACCACUUGGCAAGAUGUAAACACUGGUCCAGCAGUACUUCCGGUUUAAUUUUUUUUAAUCUCACAAAUAAUUAAAUCCUAAACAUAUUUGUUUAACAUUUUGAUUAAGAUAUGAAUCUUCUGUUUCUUAUAUUUUGUUCAAACGUUUGUUCAGUGGUAAAAAACUGAAACAGGGAGUUCUUCUGAACCAGCGUUGUUUACGUUUUCCAAAGUGGUCUACAUGAAAAAGAUAAAAUAUCACUCUGUUCCAGACUUUAAUGCUGUUCUAGUCAACAACCAUUUUGUUUAUUCACGUAAGAUUACAGCUUUAACUUCUUGAAUUAUUUUCAUUAAACAUGUUAAUCAUUUGUGUUCUUAAUAUG
Triplophysa rosa is the source of this 5053-nucleotide messenger RNA. It is a transcript of the gene rhcgl1, whose product is annotated as Rh family, C glycoprotein, like 1. The transcript has 11 exons. Gene Ontology annotation, molecular function: ammonium channel activity. Bases 96 to 1517 code for a protein of 473 amino acids. Gene Ontology annotation, cellular component: plasma membrane. Gene Ontology annotation, biological process: ammonium homeostasis; ammonium transmembrane transport. The record is from RefSeq and is a predicted model, not a curated record. NCBI's taxonomy places the organism in Eukaryota, Metazoa, Chordata, Actinopteri, Cypriniformes, Nemacheilidae.